AUGAGAACUAUUUCUUUGGCGUUCCAUUCCCUGAAUCUGGCAAUUUCUUCGAUUCAAACCGCACCCAAAAUGGUUCUUCACCAGCCUAACAACCAGCACGUUACUAAGUCAUUUGACCUUACAGGCAAAGUCGCCAUCGUCACGGGUGGUGCUCGUGGAAUUGGGCUUGAAGUCACUCGAGGAUUGGCAGAGGCUGGUGCAAAUGUUGCUGUGAUCUAUAACUCAUCUAAGUCGGCGGAAGCUACUGUGGCCGAAAUUGCGUCUGCAAACAGCGUGCGCGCAGCUGCUUACCAGGCCGAUGUGACCAAUCAGUCCCGAAUUGAAACGGUGAUUCAAAACAUAACGAAAGAUUUCGGCAAGCUUGACAUCUUUGUCGCAAACUCUGGUAUUGCAACUUGCGUUGCCGCCGAAAACUAUACACCUAGCCAAUGGAGUGAGAUCAUGAAGGUGAAUCUUGACGGCGCUUUCUACUCCGCUCAAGCCGCAGCGCGUAUUUUCAAACAACAAGGUCACGGAAAUAUUAUAUUCACUGCUUCAGUGAGUGCGAACUUGGUUAAUGUUCCUCAGAGGCAGGCCGCGUAUAACGCAUCUAAAGCUGGCGUGGUACAGCUUGCAAAAUGUCUUUCUGUGGAAUGGGUUGACUUCUGUCGCGUCAACUGUAUAUCCCCUGGCUUCAUUGCGACCGAUAUUCUAGAUAUUCACCCCGAGGAAUGGCGCAGCAAAUGGUACGACAUGAUUCCAGCCAAACGCAUGGCCCAGGCGUACGAGUUGAAAGGCGCCUACGUUUUCUGUGCUUCGGAUGCAUCCAGCUACAUGACUGGCGCUGAUCUGAUUGUUGAUGGUGGUUACACUCUACCAUAG
Penicillium alfredii is the source of this 861-nucleotide messenger RNA. Its product is annotated as SDR family oxidoreductase. Gene Ontology annotation, molecular function: oxidoreductase activity, acting on NAD(P)H, oxygen as acceptor. Gene Ontology annotation, cellular component: intracellular anatomical structure. The transcript has 4 exons. NCBI's taxonomy places the organism in Eukaryota, Fungi, Ascomycota, Eurotiomycetes, Eurotiales, Aspergillaceae. Bases 1 to 861 code for a protein of 286 amino acids. The record is from RefSeq and is a predicted model, not a curated record.